Messenger RNA from Punctularia strigosozonata HHB-11173 SS5, 858 nucleotides. RefSeq lists its product as uncharacterized. The record is from RefSeq and is a predicted model, not a curated record. The transcript has 4 exons. NCBI's taxonomy places the organism in Eukaryota, Fungi, Basidiomycota, Agaricomycetes, Corticiales, Punctulariaceae. The coding region runs from base 1 to 765 and encodes 254 amino acids.
AUGAUUGGCACUGUCUUCACAACAAUUCUUCUGGUUCUGCUCGGUGCUCUCGUGUUCUUGUCGACGCCGCAAUCGCGUCGAUUAGCGGUGUUCAUGUUCAACUUCGGCGCUCUUACUCUCGCAAUUGUGACUGGUAUUGUCAGCAACCACCUUCAGAUCCACGCCAUCCUAUCCCCUUUGGCCACCAUCAGCCCGAUUGAGAACGAAGCAUGGGUGGCGAUGUACUUGUGGCUACCCUGGCUCUCGGAAGCGGUCUUGAUCAUACGGAUAAUUGCGGUCUUCAAACAGCGCACAGCGCGUCUGUUGGCAUCGGUCCUCGUGGUCCCGAUCACGAUGAAGAUAUUCCGUGCUGUCUUGUUCAUCAUGUACCUUCGAAACUGGUGGAAGGAUAGCGCCCAUCCCGGAGCGACGAGUGCGAACUCUCGGGCCAUCGCCAGCCAGAACUGGAUUCAGAAGGCUAUUUGUGUUGCUGAGCUGACGGAUGAUGCGGUAUUUCACCUUGUAUGGAGCUCCGGAGUUCAAUAUAAGGAGCGCCAGGCUAUCUCAUAUAGCCAUCGAGACAUCAGCUCAUCGGACGCGCGAACGGCUUACACUGCAUAUACGAACAAUGAUGCGGUGAUGAUAUCGAAACACGUACAUAUCCUGCAAUCGCCCGAGUUCGUGGACAAGGAGUCGGGAAAAUGGGUAGAGCACCAGCAGCCUGAUGAAAUGCUCCUACCAGGGAUGGACUCGCCAGAUGCUCGAUGCAUAGGAAUAGCCGAGUAGUAAGUAUUCGGUAACAAACAGCGCCGAUGCCCUGUAGAAUCAACGAUUCAUUGCGGAGUGGGAUGACUGAGUAUAGGGGACAGACCAAGCCUA